AUGGAUAUUCAGUUUGCUCUCUGUGAAAGAUCGACAAUUGAUUAUCCAGUUUCACAAAUUAGCCUAUCUGUAGAUUCUCCUAUUGAUGAACUGUUUGAGAGUUCCCUUCCUGCCGAUCUUAGUUUCCCUGAUUAUGAUGAUCUUUCCUAUUCCUCUUCUGAUCUGAGCUCUGAUAAUGGAACUCGUUUAACAUUGGAUAUGUUUUCUCGUAAUCAAGUUCUUCCUUCACCGGAUGAUUAUUAUUAUGAUAUCGAUGGAUUUACAGGUUUUCCUAUUUCUUCUUGUCCUUUGAAUGUUAUGUAUAACACAACUUUAACUUUUCUUUCCAACUCUGAUGAUGAAUUGGUUGAUUUGGAUGAUGAAUCUCUUUUUCUUUCUUUUGAUGAAGAAACGUUUACUUAUCAUGAGACUGAAUGGAUAGAAUUAUUCUUCUGUACAGUUUAUUUUUCCUUUAUUCCAGUUUAUAUAUGUACCAUUGUCUAUCCCUUUCUUUCUGCCUCUGCCUCCUUCCUUGACUUAAGGGUUGUUCAUGGACGUCAGAUGUUUUGGAAGAUUUUUGCACAUUUUUCAGGUCUUGAAGUAUUUUUGGUUAUUCCACUUUUAUUGACAGCGAACUUUAAAUUCUACAAUAGAGUUUUUUGUCUUCAACCUUUCAUUUAUGAUCAAAUUACUCGCUUUGCGUGUUUAUUUGAAAUUUUUGCUGUUCGUUUACAGAUUAUUGGAAUUUCUGCAUUAUUUUCUUUUAUGUAUUUAUAA
Molecule: messenger RNA, 756 nt
Organism: Rhizophagus irregularis DAOM 181602=DAOM 197198
Lineage: Eukaryota; Fungi; Glomeromycota; Glomeromycetes; Glomerales; Glomeraceae
Source: RefSeq, a predicted model, not a curated record